Molecule: messenger RNA, 2204 nt
Organism: Phascolarctos cinereus (koala)
Lineage: Eukaryota; Metazoa; Chordata; Mammalia; Diprotodontia; Phascolarctidae
Product: dnaJ homolog subfamily B member 6
Molecular function (GO): Hsp70 protein binding
Source: RefSeq, a predicted model, not a curated record
UGAGGUUUCCUGGCUUUUUCUUGUUUAUUUGAGAUUUAUCUCAUUUGUCCAAGGAGAUACCUGUGAUUUGCAAACCUUAAAGCAAAAUAUAAACACUAGCUACCGUGAUCACAAUUAUUCAUAAUUUGUUGUUUUCAUGUUUGUUGUUCUGAUCAGAAGAAUACAGGUGGCUACAUUUGUGAUGCACUCAAGGUGUAUUUUUUUAAAUGACCUGGACGCCGUUAGACAUUAAGCCUAAUCACUCUUAUGCAUGCCUUUUCAACUGUUUUAAUUGAUGAUGGAUAAAUACAUAUUAUACUUGGGGAUCCAAAGGUGAUUUUAAAGGUCACCAUUUUGAAGCAAGAACAAAAAGAAAGCCAGUUCAUCCAAGAGUCAUUCAUCAAAUGUUCAUUACCCAUCUACAACUUGGGAGACACUCCAGUAGGCAUAGAAAGAUAGGUACGAGACAAAAGCUGGGUCCUAGGAACACAACAUGGCAGGCUUUCUCCUUCACUCCUCCCAGUUGUUAGCUCUCCCCAAAUUAUCAUAUGUAUCUAUAAGUAGCCCGUGUUUGUUUUAUUAAGUAUGUGUCAUCAGUCUUGCUAGAAUGUGAGCUUUAGCAGAGGGGCCGAUUCAUUUUUUGCCUUUUGCCUUAACUGCACCACCUAGCACAGAGAGUGGAGGCCCAUAGUAAAUCCAACAUGAGGGGCCUAGAUACCCUAUAAGGUCCCUUCCAGCUUUAAAUCUAUAAGCCUUCAGUUCUUAUCCUGCUUCUCAAGACAUCCUUUAUCCCAAGGUUCUCUACAAGUGAAAAUAAGGAUCAUUCUUCUUCCCUUCCAGGGUGAGGUGUAUAUAUGUUAACUGUUGAUAAUAUAGCUCCUCUCUCCUCUACUAACUUCUACCAAUGAGUGUUAGGUAACACAGGCAUGUAACUCCAUUAGGUCACUGAAAGUACCAAUCCUCACAAUGAGCUGAACUGGAUUUUGUGUCUAAUGCGAAUGCAAACCCUGCUUUUUCUGACUGUUGCUUCAGCUGAUGCAGCGGACAUCUCUUCUGAGCCAAGGCUGACAGACUACUCAUCCCCAUCACCUGGUGAGCCCAGCACUGGCUUUCAGGGCCCUUCGGAAUACUUCAUCAUUCUUUCUAUGCCAUUAUCCUAACAUUUCCACCAAUAGGAUCUCAAGGCAAAACUCAGACCGCAGAGUCAUUGGCUGAGAAUUCUGAGCUCACAAUCACUCCAUCAUUGGCAAUGACCUACUGAGGAUAGGAGGUUAGAAAUUCCAGAGGACAUCAGAGUGGGGUUUCUUCCCCAGAAGAAAAUUUCUACCAAGGAAACAAUGUGGUAGGAAGGGGAGGGAGGCGGAUCUUGGGGCUGGUGAGAACAGCAAGCCGCCAUCCAUCCUUCACGAGUGUGUGGAAAAUUCCUCAGUGGAGCGGAUGGCUUAAUGUUGUUCCUGAGUCCAGUGAAAAAGCAUGGUGAAUUAUUAUAAAAUUCUGGGGGUACCUCAGAAUGCCUCGCCAGCUGACAUUAAAAAGGCUUACCACCAGCUGGCUUUGCAGGUUCAUCCUGACAAGAACCCAGAGAACAGGGAAGCAGCAGAGAAGAAAUUCAAACAAGUAGCCGAGGCCUACGAGGUCUUGUCAGAUGCCAGGAAACGUGAUGACUACGACAGUUCCAGAGACAGUUACAUAGGAAGAGAAGACAAGGGUGAUGACAGCCGAGAGACGAGUCGGCUAGAAGAAGAUCUGAUGUUCCAAAGGCCAUACGGUGUCUUUCACAACAUCUAUGAUGGGGAUAACUUCUUUUCAGGGGAUUUUUUAUCGAGCACCCACAUGAGCAGCAUCGGGGGCUGGCGCCGGCCCCAGGCCAGGGGGAGGUAUCAUACUUCCCUUUUUGACGUGGCUCCCGUUUUGGGCACAGGGUUCUCCACCUUUGUGACUCUGAGUUCUGGAAGAAAUGCAGGUUCCACUUGGUCCUUCAUACCAUUCAUGGGCAGCAGCAGCAUGGGUACCUUCAGACUGGUGACCACCUGCAGUCAGAUAGUGAAUGGCAGGAGAUUUGUGACAAAGAAAAUUUUUCAAAAUGGGAGAGAGCUGAUCGAAGUAGAAGAGAGAGGAUGAUCCACUAGGCUCCCCAGCUACAACUGGAAAUUGAUGGAAAAUCCCUGCUGCUGAUGACAAGGAAUGAUGUAUUGACAGGACUUUCAUUAAAAUUGGGUCCUGCU